AUGUCAAAUCAAGUUAAUGAUGAAAAUAAUGAUAGUUACAAUGAUUUAUUUUAUUCAGUUAUACCAAUUAAUAAUCAAUUAGAUUCAGGUUAUUUAACAUUAACAACAUCUCCAUGUUUAACAUCACCAUCUCGUUUAUCACCAUCAAGUGUUAUACUUAAUCAAAAUGAUUCUCCAAUAUCAGAAUAUGAUAUACAAUCACCAAUAAAUAUUCCUAGAAGAAAAUUUCUUACAAAAAUUGAUUAUGAACAUUAUAUAUUAACAAGAAAACAUUUUGAUAUAUUAAUACAAUUAUAUCAUCGUAAUGCAUACCAUAUAAUUGAUAAAAUUUUUCAAAAUUUAUCAAAUUAUGAUUUAAAAUCUUGUUCAAAUGUAUGUCGAAAAUGGUAUUCAAUAUUAAAAGAUUAUUAUCGACGUAAACAAAUAAAAAAUGUUAAACGUAAUUUAUUUAAUAAUUUUAAUAAAACUCCAAUUAAAAAAUUUCAAUUUAAAACAAAACCAAUGCAAACAAUAACUAAUUUACUUGAUAUAAAAUCAACAAUACCAUUAAUUGUUGAAACAACAAAUGAUGAUAAUAUUCUUCCAUUAACACCAUCACAAAAUAUAUUUACAUCAUCACCUGAUAAUAAUAUUCAUCUUACAGCAAGUACAAUGACAUUUCGUUAUGGUUAUUUAAAAUAUUUACAUGGACCAACAGUACCAAAACGUUGUCCGAUUUGUGCUUAUGUUUCAAUUGUUGAUGUUAAUGAUCAACAUGGUAUUUGUACGAAUCCAUUAUGUCGAAAUAGUUUUUGUCAAUGUUGUUCUGGCCCUUAUCAUCCAUCAAGUCCAUGUAAAACAACAACAGGUCCAAUAAAAUCUCCAUGGCGUCAACGACCUACUAUUUCUCCUAUAUUUUCGAAUAAAACACGAAAUAAUUUACGACGAUUAUUGAUAUAA
Rotaria sordida is the source of this 939-nucleotide messenger RNA. NCBI's taxonomy places the organism in Eukaryota, Metazoa, Rotifera, Eurotatoria, Philodinida, Philodinidae. The record is from the annotation of a GenBank genome assembly.